GCGGCCAACCAAAUGAUCCGGCAGGCGAUGAACCCGCAGGCCAUCCGGUCGAUGCUGGAGAUGCAGCGGGCCAUGGGCGGUGGCACGGGCGGUGGCAUGGAUUUCAGCAGCCUCCUGGGGGGAGGCCCUGCGUCGGGCACGCCGACGUCGUCGUCGUCGUCGCCGCAGGACCUCUCCUCCGUCAUGGAACAGAUGCGGGCCAUGAUGGGCGGCGCGGCGGCUACCGGUGGAGCCGCCGGCUUUUCCAAUCCCUGGUUGCAACCACAAACGCAACCACAACAAACGCAACCGCCACAACACCCGGCCGACCGGUACCGGAGCCAGCUCGAAUCCCUCCGGGCCAUGGGCUUUGACGACGAGCGGCGGUGCCUCGAACUCCUGCAGAGGCACCACGGGAACCUCAACCGGGCCGUCGAUGCCCUCCUCUCGGAGCCGGAAGCCCAAGCCCCACAAGUGGAAGCCGCAGCGACGACGGAAGCGCCAACGGAAGCGCAAGCACAAGCACCGCUUGCCGCAAAUGAUCCCUCCCCCGAGCCACCCCUCCACGAUCCCAAGGACGCGAGGGACAAAAAAGACGACUAAACAAAAGCCGAGCGGGAAACGAAACGAAACGAAUGGUGCAGCACCCGCUUCGAUGAACCUUCACUUGUGCACGAAUCCAUCCACGCGGCAUGGCACUACUAGUACUCCUAGAACCGAAAACGAACGCAAGGAACACGACCACGACAAUAGUAAAAUAAUGUGAUGUUAUAGCG
Messenger RNA from Pseudo-nitzschia multistriata, 755 nucleotides. NCBI's taxonomy places the organism in Eukaryota, Bacillariophyta, Bacillariophyceae, Bacillariales, Bacillariaceae. The record is from the annotation of a GenBank genome assembly.